CCUCCUCCGGCCGGGACAAGACGCAGCGGGCGAGGGCAGCCGGGCCUUGGGCCGGGCCCUGACUGAAGCAGCGGGCGGUGGGCAGCGGGGCUCGCGAGCCGCAUGAGUGGAUGGAGCCGGGCUCUGGGCUGCAGCGGCGGGGGCCGGGGCUCGGCGGCGGGCUGGGCUCGGCCGGCGGCUCCCCUGCGCUCUCGGGGCCUCAGGGCCGCCGCAGGAAGCAGCCGCCGCGCCCGGCCGACUUCAAGCUGCAGGUGAUCAUCAUCGGCUCGCGGGGCGUCGGCAAGACCAGCCUGAUGGAGCGCUUCACGGACGACACUUUCUGCGAGGCCUGCAAGUCCACCGUAGGUGUUGAUUUUAAAAUCAAAACAGUAGAGCUAAGAGGAAAGAAAAUUAGAUUACAAAUCUGGGACACAGCAGGUCAGGAAAGAUUCAACAGCAUUACCUCAGCUUAUUACAGAAGUGCCAAGGGUAUUAUAUUGGUGUAUGAUAUCACGAAGAAGGAGACAUUUGAUGAUUUGCCAAAAUGGAUGAAAAUGAUUGACAAGUAUGCCUCAGAAGAUGCUGAGCUACUACUGGUUGGAAAUAAGUUAGACUGUGAAGUGGACAGAGAGAUCAGUCGGCAACAGGGAGAAAAAUUUGCACAGCAGAUAACUGGGAUGCGGUUUUGUGAAGCUAGUGCCAAGGAUAAUUUUAAUGUGGAUGAAAUAUUUCUGAAACUGGUUGAUGACAUUCUAAAAAAGAUGCCUUUGGAUAUUAUAAGAAACGAAUUGUCCAACAGUAUCCUGUCCCUACAACCAGAGCCAGAAAUUCCACCAGAACUGCCGCCUCCAAGACCUCAUGUCCGUUGUUGCUGACCGGCUGCUUCAUCCAGUGUUCAAAUGAUAAGUGGGAGGAGGGAAAGUGGGGGGGGGGGCAGGAAGCACCUGUCUGACUCUGCACUUACAAUCAUGUGGCAGUUCCUUGUUGCACUUUGAUUCAGAGUCAGAGCUAUACACUAAUUUGUAAAUAUGCAAGCCUGGGUAGGAUUCAGCUGUAGCUGGUUAAGUAUUGCCCUUCCCACAAGUGGUUUUUCACUCCUCUUUCCCAGUGCUAUAAAUAUUGUACAUUUGGCUGGGAAACGCAGCACUCCCAAACCUAGGAUGUAAGAAAUUAAAUCCAUACUUCACUUAUUCUGAACAUAAAUGUUGUAAUGGUCCCUUGAUAUAAACAGAACCUCUCCUAGUAUAUGGUGCUUUGCUAGCUUUUUCUAAGAUAAUUUUUAAAUUUUUGACUUUCUAAAGCUUUCUUAAAAGGCAUUGUUUCCCACUUACAAAUUCAAAAUAAAAGUGUUUACUGUAGCAUUUUAAAAUGACUGACAGCACAAUCCUGUAUAUGAUUGCUCAGAAGUGAGACCCACUGUGUUUAAGAGGGCUCACUCCCAGGUAAGUAUGCCUAGGAUUGUAGCCAGAGAAUGAAAUUUGCCAAGUAUUGGUGCUAUACACAAACCAUUCAUUUCAAUGGGGCUUGUAUAUGUGGUUCUAUGCAAGCAUCAUUGAAAUGAAUGGAUUGUAUAGCAGCAGGAUUCAGUGCAUUGAGCCCCGAACACACAAUUGACAUUUCUGGCAAUUCUUUAUUAUUUAUUAUUUUUAAUGCUAGGUCAUUUGUGUGUAUGUAUGUGUGCGUGCGCGGAGGCACUAUAUUCUGUGCAGUUUAUAAAGAAUGAAUUGCCAACUUGCACAGUUAGUUUCCUCAAAUAUAAAUUAGCUAGCAAUCGGGUUCUGUAAGAUACAAAAAACAGAGAUAUAUUUGAAACCUAAAAUAGAUAUAUAUAUAAGGCAUUGCUGCUGUCCUAGACACAUUCUUUUUUAAAAUCAUUUUUAGGACAAGACAUUUCCUGUCUCAUAUAUAUGUAUUUGUCUGAACAAAUUGGGGAGACAUCUUUGUUACAAUAUACUCUUUUCUAAUAGGUGAGCUUAUUCCCAUCAAAUAUGCUGUACUAAAGGAUUUUUUUUAGUCUGAAUCAGUUUGUGAACCAUAUCUUUCUGGUAUAUCUUUUAUUAAAACUGCACUGUAUAGUUUAGCUGUGGUAAACCAGUAGCUACAUAUUGGAAUAACUUGAUGUGUCCUAAAUGUUGUUGUGGUAUUGAAAAGCAUUGUCGUUCUAAACUAAUGAUGUGCCAAUAAAAUUUUGUAUUUAUGAAUGACAAUGGAACUGCAUCUCUUAUUAGAAUGCCAAAAAUCAAAUGUUGGCCAAAAAGGACCAUUUUAGGAGAAAUUUUUUUAAAGUGACUUUCUAGUUUAUAAAAACAGGACUGGAUGUGUUGACUUUUAGCUUAAUCCUAAGCAUGUUUAUUAGGAAGCAAAAGUUGCUUCCAGUAAAUGAUUAGGACUGUAGCCCCAGUCAAACUUGCAUCCUAUAUUGCCAGUAAGACUUGCUUAUUGAAAGUGUCUCAGCAGGCUGUAGCAAAACCUAGUGAUGACUCAUGGAACAUAAAAUAAGAGUUACUGGCUUUCAAACUCCAAA
Messenger RNA from Podarcis muralis (Common wall lizard), 2503 nucleotides. RefSeq names its product RAB12, member RAS oncogene family (gene RAB12). The record is from RefSeq and is a predicted model, not a curated record. Gene Ontology annotation, biological process: Rab protein signal transduction. Gene Ontology annotation, molecular function: GTPase activity; GTP binding. NCBI's taxonomy places the organism in Eukaryota, Metazoa, Chordata, Lepidosauria, Squamata, Lacertidae.